Molecule: messenger RNA, 2559 nt
Organism: Bursaphelenchus okinawaensis
Lineage: Eukaryota; Metazoa; Nematoda; Chromadorea; Rhabditida; Aphelenchoididae
Source: the annotation of a GenBank genome assembly
AUGGGGACUGGAUAUUCGACGCUACCGACCAAUGAUGACAAUGACAUGUUCGUGGCCGCGGCUUGCAAAGAUCUUGGGUAAGUGGUAAAUUAGUUUUUGAAGGUUUAGAGGUAAAAUACGACGUUCCUGAUAAACGUUUUUAAAAAAUAGUUAUUUAAAAAGUUUUUUGCCAUUUUUAAUUAUAGGAUAGGUAGACCUGAAAAGGGCUUACUAAGUCUAUCUCAAACCCUAGCGCUAGUUAUAGUCUUAGCGCUAGCUCUAGCUUUAGGUUUAUUUCUAGCUCUAGCUCAAACUCAAACUCUAUCUUUAGUUUUAACUUUAGCUUUAGCUCUAGCGCUAGCUCUAACUCUAACUCUAGCUCUAGCUCUAGCUCUAGCUCUAGCUCUAGCUCUAGCCCUAGGUCUAGCUUUAGUUCUAGUUCUAGCUCUAACCCUAAAAAUUAUAUUUUGAGGGUUUUUAUUCAUGUAUAAUAUUUUUUUAGCACGAAGCACUGUACGACUCAAAUAUUUCGAAAAGAACCUCAAAUUAGGCCGACAUUACACAGAGAGUCGAUCAACACAUUAGCGACAGUCAGGCCUGGAAUUGUCAUUAGUGGAAGCUCGGAUAGGGUACGUUUUUAUUCUUUUUAAUUACAAAAAAUUUCAAAAAAUUUUUAAAAUUUUUAAUUUUUUCGACAAUAACUUCCUUUACGAAGCUAAAGGAACGGAAUUUUUAAAAUUCCAAAUUUCAGAAUGUAAUAGUGCAUAAUAUGGACACAGGUGAAUGUGUUAAUAAAUGGAGUGGUCACGAGAAAGAAGUGACUAAAGUUGUAUAUAAACAUGUUGGUGGUAAACACUACGUACUCUCAGGUUCUCGCGACACGAAUAUCAAGCUAUGGCGGUUUAAUAACCCCAAGGCGGUGAUGACAUAUCAUGGACAUGAAAUGAGUUUAAGUGGACUGGCUAUCAUUGAUGGUAAGUUGUUUCUUUUUCCCUAGCCCUAGCUUAGAGACCCAUCUAAGAACCUUAGACUAGAGCUCUAGCCCAGAUCCCUAACCCGGAGCCCUAGCCCAGAGCCCACAGCCCAGAACCCUAGGCCAUACACAUGUUCAUCUCCCACACCUUCAGAUCUCUGUUUCGUAUCCGGUGGUCGUGACAGUACUGUACGACUUUGGGAUUUUGAAACAAAUCAACCAGUUCGUACUCAAAAGAUCAACCGUAACAUGGUAACCCAUAUUGACAAAGUACCUCAACAAAAUCUGUUCAUACAAACCUCCGAAGAUCGUACGUUACGACUCUGGGAUGUACGAACAAUGUCAGUCGUUUUUCAAAGUCAACCACGGAAUCAGAUUCUGACUCAUUGUGACAGUUCGGCCAACUCAAAUUUGUGUUUGACAGCUAAUGGAGGGUCAGUCAAUGAGGGGUGUGAGGUUACUGUAAGUUUUUUAACUUUUAUUUUUUAAUAUAUAGACACUUGGGUACUAGUCAGUACCAUUAUCAACUUAAAAAAGUUUUGUCGUUUUUGAACGUGCGAGUCCAUGGGCUUUGGCGACAAGACUUUUUUACAGCUAUGUAUAAGUCUUUAACUACAUAAACUUUAUAUAUAUAUAUCUAUAUGUUAAUGUAGUAAUACAUUGUUUUAGUUAUGGGACCUCCGAGCUCAAGACGUAGUAAAAGAGUUCAGAGGACAUGAGAACACAGUAAAGUCAGCCAUCUUCAUGCCACAACAAGUAACGUGGAAGAAGCUAGUAAUAAGUGCGUCAAGUGAUCACACAGUUCGAGUUUGGAAUUUGGACGAUGGAAGUAAGUAUUAUAGUUUUGGUAAAAUACGGUGCAUGUAGGUGCGGCGACAAAAUAAAAAAUAUUGAUAAGGAGAGUAUUAUUUAUUUAAUGUUAAGUUUAUGGUAGACUAACCUAAGGCAAACGAUGGCAAGAGCUAAGACAUAAUUAUGGCUAUGGGAGAAAGCUAAAGCUAGGACUACGGCUAGAUCUAAAGGUAAAGGUAGAUAUAGUCAUGGGUAUGAGUAUACUAAAGGUAGAUAUAACCAUGGGCAGGGACGUCGUUUGGCGGGAGGGGGAGUGGUUCGGGGUGACAUCACUUAUGCGUAUACGUGGAAGAACAUAAAGAAAGGGUAGCUGAAGGAUAAAGUUAUGAAAAGCCUUGAGCUAUAUUUUGUGAUAGGGCUGGUGCAAGGCUAAGGCUAGAGCUUGCUAUGGCUAUAGCUAAAGUUAAGACAAAGAGGACAAAAGCUAGAGCUGGGACUAUUUACAAAAUCUUUUAAAAAAUUUUUGAAAUGUGUUAUUAUAGGUAUGUUAUGGAAAGAAACAAUACCAACAAACGUGGAACUUCAUGCUUGUGUUGGAUUUGCGGAUGGAAAGUAAGCUUUUAUUUAAAGCCGAAAAGCCAAUUUAAAAUUUUUGCACUUUUAGUGUGGUGGUAGCCGGUGACGAAGCGAUGUUAUGUGGAAUGAGAUUGUACGGUAAAGCUGGUCGACCGUUCUUAUUUUGCAACUCAAUUCAAUCCAACUUCCAUCAUCCGACUAUGAUGCCUGGGGCUACUAGUAGUCAUAGCAUAGGAUAA